Messenger RNA from Calliphora vicina (urban bluebottle blowfly), 3630 nucleotides. RefSeq names its product RAS p21 protein activator vap (gene vap). The coding region runs from base 340 to 3120 and encodes 926 amino acids. Gene Ontology annotation, biological process: regulation of GTPase activity. Gene Ontology annotation, molecular function: protein binding. The record is from RefSeq and is a predicted model, not a curated record. The transcript has 9 exons. NCBI's taxonomy places the organism in Eukaryota, Metazoa, Arthropoda, Insecta, Diptera, Calliphoridae.
AAAACAUAUAAAGCCAUUUAAAACAUCAUCAAACAUAAAGAAAUUAAGCCUCCAACAUUUGUCAUCCUCUCAUAAAUAAGAUUGAAUUGAACAUAAAAACCAGGAAGGAUUUCCAAAUCACUAAAUCAAUGAUUAAUAAAGCUCUUAAAGGAAUUGCUUAAUUCAUUUACACAAAAUACAACAAAACAUACAAAGCCAACAACCAAAGAUUUAAUACGCCUGGGCAACGUGGAUGUUGUCAUACAGAAAGAUAAACUUGGCUCACCCAUCGGCGGUUCGGAUGAUGGUAAUUUAGCUGCUUUUGCAGGCGGCGGUGGUAUAAAUAAUUUUGUUGGUGGCAUGUCAGCUGCUGGUGGCGGAGGCGGUGUAAUUGGUGGAGCUGGCAGUGGUGGUGUUAAUUUCGAUAUGGGUGAUUUACAACAGGAAUUGGAUCAGGAUGAAUUUGAUGGCAUUAAUAUGUUAAAUGGCGAACGACCUGCCAUUAUAGCGCCACCAGAGAGUGAAUGGUAUCAUGGAAGACUUGAUCGCUAUUCGGCUGAAUCACGUUUACGUGGCAGCAGCAAAUUGGGAAGUUAUUUGGUUCGAGAAAGUGAUCGCAAACCCGGUUCUUAUGUUCUCAGCUAUUUGGGCCGCACAGGCAUCAAUCAUUUCCGUAUUACUGCCGUUUGUGGUGACUUCUAUAUUGGUGGCCGGCAAUUUAUAUCGCUUAGCGAUUUGGUGGGCUACUAUACUUCCUGCAGUGAUCUCUUGAAACGAGAACGUUUGGUGUUCCCGGUGCCACCUCCAGAGCCGGUCAAUGACAAGAAACGUGUGGUGGCCAUACUGCCGUAUACCAAAAUGCCCGAUACCGAUGAAUUGAGUUUUCAAAAGGGCGACAUAUUCUUUGUGCACAAUGACAUGGGCGAUGGCUGGCUGUGGGUGACCGCCCAUCGUACCGGUGAACAGGGCAUGAUAUUUAGGGAAUUGGUAGAUGAUCUAGAUCCAGCCAUAGAUCCCAAUACAGUUUUUCCUUGGUUCCAUCCGAAUUGCACGAAAAAUGAGGCCGUCGAUAUGUUGGUUAAGGCUGGUCCUGGCAGUUUUCUAGUACGUCCCAGUGAUAACUCCCCGGGAGACUAUUCCCUUUUCUUCCAUAUCAACAAUCAAAUCCAACGUUUUCGCAUUGAAAAGAAGGGUGUACGCUAUCUCAUGGGUGGCCGCACUUUCGAGUGCUUGGAUGCCGUCAUUAAUCGCUAUCGCAAAGAGCAAAUUGUGGAGGGCCAUUGUUUGAGUCAUCCCGUGGUGAAUGGCACCCAGCCGGAAUUCAAUCAACAGUAUGUGGUCGAAAAGGCAGCCGAAAAGAUUUAUGCCACUUUGCGUGAGUGUCGUGAUCAAAUUGGUUUGAAGAAAAUCAAAGGCAUCAAACAUCAUGGUCAUUUGAAUAAGAAAUCGGAUAAAACCGCCAAAUGGAAACAACUAUAUUUCGCUCUAAUCAGCGAGGGUUCCGAAACACACCUCUGCUUCUAUGACAAUCCCAAAAAGACUAAACCCAAGGGUCUUAUUGAUCUAUCCUGUGCUUAUCUCUAUCAAUGUCACGAUUCCCUGUGGGAAAGGCCAUACUGUUUUCAGAUAGUGGAGCGGGCUUUACCCUGCUUGGCCACCGUUACAUAUUUGUGUGCUCCUAGUCAAGAGAGUUAUGUUGAGUGGAUAAAUGCCUUAAAGGCUCAAUGUAUCUCUCAGCUGAGUAAGGCCCAGAAGAAAGUACCACGUCUUAGAGAACUGCGUUGCCUAAAUUUACAUAUAUUAGAAGCUCAUAGACUGCCAUUUAAAUUAGUGCCACAUCCCUACUGUAGUAUUUCCUUGAACCAGGUAAAAGUGGGCAAAACAAAAGUCAAAAUAGCACCUGAUCCAGUUUGGGAAGAAGAAUUUGUGCUGGAUGAUGUACCACCAGAUGUGGUCUCCCUAACCAUUACAUUAAUAUCGCGCGGUAAACGUGGCAAGGACAGUGAGGUGGCCGAACUAACCAUUGACUUGGCCAGCUUAAAGAAUGGCCAAGAAACCGAAGAGUGGUAUCAAUUAACCGGCAUGACACCCAUGGGUGAAUGGGGCUCUUUACGUUUAAGAAUGCGUUAUUUGGAUGAUCUCAUAAUGCCUUGCGAAGAAUACAGUCCUCUGCAACAACUCUUACUGGAAUCCGAGCUCUAUGCCGUCAAAGCUUUAGCCGAACUGUGUCAUAAUGAUCGUGUGCCCUUGGCCACGGCCCUGCUUAAAGUUUUCCGCCAUGAAAAACGUGAAACCGAAUUGAUACGUGUUCUCUGUCAGGCGGAGAUAGCACGAGAAAACGAAACUACUACAUUGUUUAGGGGCGCCAGUUUGGCAACCACUCUUAUGGAUUUGUAUAUGCGCACCGAGUGUACUGGUUUCCUGCAGGCAGCCGUUUCCGAGACCAUACAACGCAUUAUGGACAGCAAACAGUCGGCUGAAUUGAAUCCCACCAAAAUGGAUGUCAACGACGAUGCCUGCUCCAAUGCUGAGUUCCUUUUACAAAUUCUAGAUCUUGUCACACACUCGAUAUUCACCUCGCCCGAAGCCUGUCCCCGUUCGGUCAGAUUCAUUUGCAAUUGUUUGCAAAAGGCCGUGGUGGCUAAGUGGCCUACGGAACGUUUGGUUAGAACACGCGUGGUGUCUGGUUUUAUAUUCUUGCGUUUGUUGUGUCCGUCUUUGUUGAAUCCGCGACAAUUUGGUCUGGUUAGUGAAACACCGCCAACAGCGGCCACGCGAUCAUUGAUAAUGGUGGCCAAAUGUUUGCAGAAUUUGGCGAAUCUUAUAGAGUUUGGAGGAAAGGAACAAUACAUGGAGGUGGUUAAUCCUUUUAUAUUGAAAAACAAAGAACGCAUGAUUGUUUUCCUAGAUCAAUUAUCUAUGGUUACAGAUCCUACAGCACCGCCCGGCUGGAAUUCAGAACAAAAUUCGAAUCAAAAUUCUCAAGAUACUGGCCGUGAACUAGCUACGUUACAUCAUAUUUGUGUUUCAUACUUACCGGAAUUGCAAGAAUUAUCGAAUAUAAUCUCAAUUAAAAAAUUAGUUACUGUUACCGAUAUGCUUACAAAACAUAAACUUAAGUAUCGUGAAAUGAUUAGUUAAGUUAAAUAAUAUGCGAACAAAGGAAAAAAAAAACAAAAACUUUUUUAUAUUAAGAAAGACAUUUAUAUACAUACAACAAUACAACUUAUAACUCUUUAAUAAGACACGUAUAAUAAUGAUUGGAACUCCAUGGAAAACUGAUCCAUGGUGUAAAGAUGAUAAAGACAUAUUUAACUGUGUUUUUUUGUUUUUCUUUUUCUUAUUUUAUAUUUCUUUCUAUCAACUCAUUAAACGCGUCUCAAAGGAUAUUUAAUAGAUCACAAAAAAACGCAACACAUUACCAAAUAACAAACAAACAAUUCUCUCUCUUUCUCUCGCUCGCUCUCUAUUUCGAACUAUAUAAAUCUGUCAUUUUUUAUAUAUAAACGAGAAAAAAAACCAACAUAAUUCUAUAAUAAUACUAUAUUUAUAAUAAUAUUUAAGGGAAUUAACACCAAUUUACAACGAUUUUUCUAUAAAAUCGUUUGAAAAUGAAUUAAAUAAACAAACAAAUUUAAAAUAACAUAAUAA